Molecule: messenger RNA, 1093 nt
Organism: Culicoides brevitarsis
Lineage: Eukaryota; Metazoa; Arthropoda; Insecta; Diptera; Ceratopogonidae
Exons: 7
Coding region: 1-1047 (348 amino acids)
Source: RefSeq, a predicted model, not a curated record
AUGAAGUGCAUCGCAGCUGUAGUCAUGAUGGCCUUUGUUGCCUCUGCUUCUGCCGGAAACAUCGCCUUGACCGCUCCCUUGGCCUAUUCCGCACCUUUGGCCUACAAUGCCCCAUUGACCUAUGCCGCACCCGCUCCCUUGACCUAUGCCGCUCCCUUGGCAUAUGCCGCACCUGCACCAUUGGCCUAUACCACCACGAAAGUUGUUGCUGCCCCAAUCGCGCCAAUUGCUUACACUGCUCUUCCCGGAGAAGCUAAAUACACUGCCUUGAACCGCGGUGCCCUUCACGAAGCUCCCCUCCCGGGACACUCAUUGUCUCAAACAUCCUUGAACUUGGCUCCAGCUGCUAAUCUAAUUAACCUCAUCAUCGUAUUCAUGACGACACUGAUAUGGAUUUCAACAAUUGAUCCUACUUUCGCCUUCGCCAUGGUCAUAAUUGAGAUUGUUGUCCUCUACCUCAUUCUUUGUGUCAAUUCCUACUAUCUCGAAAUAACGGAAAAUUCCUCAACGUCAUUCAUCAAUAAUGCUGAUUAUGAGGAGCGCAUUAAAAGUGGUUUCAACUAUUCAAAGCAAACAAAACUAAACUUUAAAAAAUCCAACAUGAAGUGCAUUGCAGCUGUAGUCAUGAUGGCAUUCAUUGCCUGCGCAUCCGCCGGAAACAUUGCUCCUCUCGCUUAUAGCAGUGGUUUGGCUCUUCCCGCUGUCUCUCAAUACUCCUCGAUUCCAGCAUCAACGUUGAUUGCCUCCCAAUCUCUUCCGAUCUUGACCUACAAUCGUCCAUUGGCAUACAUUAACAAGCCAGCAAUCUUACCACUUGCUGCCCCCCUUACCUAUAACCGUCCAUUGGUUUACUCGAACCUCAUUGCAACUCCCAAAAUCAUUGCAGCUCCCAAGAUCAUUGCUCCUGCCCCAAUCACAACUUACACUGCCAUUCCUGGACAAGCUAAAUACACUGCCUGGAACCGCGGAGCUCUUCACCAAGCUCCAUUGCCGGGUCAUGGAUUGUCUCAAACUUCAUUGAACUUGGCUCCUGCUGGAUCAUGGUAAAAAAUAAAAGUUAACCAGUGAUUUUUUUUCGAGAAAAUAAAAGAUU